Molecule: messenger RNA, 1362 nt
Organism: Necator americanus (New World hookworm)
Lineage: Eukaryota; Metazoa; Nematoda; Chromadorea; Rhabditida; Ancylostomatidae
Exons: 11
Coding region: 1-1362 (453 amino acids)
Cellular component (GO): membrane
Molecular function (GO): ligand-gated monoatomic ion channel activity
Source: RefSeq, a predicted model, not a curated record
AUGGUAAAAAAUCAAUCAAUAGAAGGACUGAGAGGAGCGACGUUACGUGUGAUAAUACCAGUGAUAGAGCCACCAUUUGUAAAUUAUCCAAAUUUCACGAAAGAAGCAGAGAUUAAACAUGGAUACAGUGCUGGAGUUGUUAUGGAAAUCUUGAAAGAUUUAGCAGAGUUGCUGGAUCUUAAAUAUGAGAUUCUUCCAUGGAGUACUACUGAAGCAAUGGAAAUGAACUGGGAUGACGUUUUCGACGCACUACGAAGAAAGGACGCAGACAUAGUUGCUGGAACAUCCAUCAUGACUUAUAAUCGCAGUCUCAUAGCUGAUUUCACAUAUCCAAUUCAAUUUGUCCAUACCGGCAUUCUCACUGCUGCUCCUAAACGGUCGAGAAAUGAUGCGAUGCUUAUAAUCACAGAGUCGCUCCAAUGGGAGGUGUGGAUGGCGACAGCCAUAUGCAUCUUUGUUUCCGCGCUGGUACUUUUCUUCCUCUCGAACACACUAAGACGAGUCUACGAUGAGGAGGCGUUCAGUUUAUUUGGAUCAGUAUGGGUGUUCUUCUCAAUAUUUGUCCAACAAGGAAUUCCUGAACAACCGCGAUCGUGGAGCAUUCGUAUACUCAUCAGUAUGUGGUGGCUUGCAAGUAUCACGCUCAUGGCGACAUUCACAGGAAGUCUCGUUGCUAUAUUCGCCGUUGAAAAGGCCUACCUUCCAUUCAAUUCGUUUGAAGAACUAGUCAACCUGGUCAAGCAGGGAAAAUACAUGAUUCUCAUGAGUAAACAAUCAAUGGCAAAAUCGGAUAUAAUAAAGAUUUCUCCGCUUCCAAUACACAAGGAACUGUGGUACGAGGUAAACGUAAAUAACAAAAUCAAGUAUGCAAACAACACUAAAGACGCAGUGGAUUUUAUGCUUAACGAUCCUAGCUACGUAAUCCUUGGAUCAACAACAAUUCUAAGAAUGUACGCGCAAACUGACUGCCGUCUUACCUUAUUGCAAGAAACUAUUCUUCCAACGUUAAUCAGUAUUGCUUUAACAAAGGAUUCACCAUAUACAACCUUCUUUUCAAACAGAAUCCAAAAUCUUGUCGAACUCGGAUUUACCGCAAAAUGGAUUCGUGACUAUUCCAGCUACAUGGCUUCAAAAAACACUAUGUUUUGUAAUGAAACAUUUUCACCUGCCAUGAAAGGCACGCUAGACCUGAAAAGGGCUCAGGGAGCUUUUUGGAUUCUUAUUGGUGGACUUCUAGUUGCUAUUAUUACACUUUUCAUCGAAAUUACAGUACAUAGCAUGAAUAACGGCGCGGCUAGCGAGGACGGGAGGAUCGCACGUUAUAAGCAAUGGUUGUGCUCUUGCAUAAGGCACAUUCGCUGA